Lodderomyces jiufengensis is the source of this 1773-nucleotide messenger RNA. RefSeq names its product Dip5p (gene DIP5). Gene Ontology annotation, cellular component: membrane. NCBI's taxonomy places the organism in Eukaryota, Fungi, Ascomycota, Pichiomycetes, Serinales, Debaryomycetaceae. Bases 1 to 1773 code for a protein of 590 amino acids. Gene Ontology annotation, biological process: amino acid transmembrane transport. The transcript has 3 exons. Gene Ontology annotation, molecular function: amino acid transmembrane transporter activity. The record is from RefSeq and is a predicted model, not a curated record.
AUGGUAUUUGGAAAUACAAGUACUAGUAUAAGUGAUGGAGAAAAAAAUCCUACUCAUAAUUCACAAGAUAAUGAUUUAAAAUCAAUAGUUUCAAAACAACAUGAAGAAGAAUAUGAUUUAUAUGUUGCAAAAUCAAAUCCAAGUGCAACUAAUGCUCAAGAUGGUCAUAGAUUAAGAAAAGCUUUGGAUCCAAGACAUGUUAGUAUGAUUGCUAUUGGUGGUGCUUUAGGUACUGGUUUAUUAAUUGGAACAGGUAGUUCAUUAAAAACAGCAGGUCCAGCAGCAAUUUUAAUUACAUAUUCAUUAAUUGGAGCAGUUGUUUGGAUAGUAAUGUCAGCAUUAGGAGAAAUAAGUACUUUUAUUCCAUUAAAUGGAUUUGCAAAUUAUGGGAAAAGAUAUAGUGAUGAAGCUUUAGGAUUUGCAUGUGGUUAUGUUUAUUUAAUUAAAUAUUUAAUAUUACCGGCUAAUCAAAUGACUGCUGGUGCUUUAACUAUUCAAUAUUGGAUUUCAAGAGAUAGAGUUAAUCCUGGAGUUUGGAUUACUGUAUUUUUAGUUAUAAUUAUGGGUAUUAAUUUUUUAGGGGUUAGAUUUUUUGGAGAAAUUGAAUUUUGGUUAAGUGCUUUAAAAGUUAUUACUUGUUUAGGAUUGAUUUUAGUAUUAUGGGUUAUUGCAUUAGGUGGUGGACCAACUCAUGAUAGAAUUGGGUUUAGAUAUUGGAAACAUCCAGGUGCUUUCAUUGAAUAUCUGGAUUCAACUAAAGACUUAAUUAUUCAUGGUGGAAAAGGAAGAUUUGUUUCAUUUGUUGCUGUUUUAGUUACUGCUGUAUUUGCUUAUUUAGGAACUGAAUUAGUUGCUAUUACUUUUAGUGAAACUAGAAAUCCAAGAAAAGCUAUACCAAAAGCUAUUAAAUUAACUUUAUAUCGUAUUUUGGUUUUUUAUAUUUUAUCUAUUUUAUUUGUUGGUAUGUGUGUUAGUGCUAAAGAUCCAUUAUUAUUAUCUGCAAAAGGUACAAAUGCAGGUGCUUCACCUUUUGUUAUUGCCAUCAAAAAUGCUAGAAUCAGAGGUUUAGAUCAUGUUAUUAAUGCAUGUAUUUUAUUGUUUGUUUUUUCAGCUGCUAAUUCAGAUGUUUAUGUUUGUAGUAGAGCUUUAUAUUCAUUAGCUGCUGAUGGUUAUGCUCCUAAAUUUUUUACAAAAACAAAUAGAUUAGGUGUUCCUUAUUAUGGUUUAGGUUUAUCAUUAUUAUUUAGUUUAUUGGCUUAUAUGAAUGUUUCAAGUGGUUCAGCAGAAAUUUUUGGAUAUUUUGUUAAUGUGGUUUCCUUAUGUGGUUUACUUGCUUGGAUAUGUAUUUUAAUCUAUCACAUUUGUUUCAUGAGAGCAUUAAAAGCACAAGGCUUUUCAAGGAAAAAAGAUUUAGUAUACAGAGCACCAUUACAACCAUACGCUUCAUAUUUUGCAUUAACUGUAUGUGUUAUAAUUGUAUUUAUUAAAAAUUUCACAGUAUUUUUAGGUGAUGAAUUCACUUAUAAAUCUUUUAUAACUGGAUAUAUUGUAUUACCAGUAUUUAUAUUAUUAUUUGUUGGAUACAAGUUAUGGUACAAAACCAAAUGGUUAAAACCACAAGAAGUUGAUUUAGAUACUUUUAGAGAUGUUAUUGAUGCUGAAUUUGAACAAUAUCAAGCUGAAGAUGCUGAAAGAAAAGCUGUUAGAGAAGCUGAAGGUAAAAAAUAUGAUAGGGAAUGGCUUUAUGAUAAAACUUUAGGAUGGAUUUUUUAA